UAUCCAGAAGCUAAAACAACCGAAAAUGACAACUGGCCAUGCAGUGGUUGUUUGGGAAUGGGAGAAUAGGCAAUGUAGAUGGAGACCAUACAGUCCUGAAGUAUCUCAGUUGCUUGAAAGAGCAAAUGUUAAAAGACUUACCAGAGUAAUGCUUAGUGAUGCAGACCCUUUAUUAGAUAAAUACUACAUCAAUUUGAGGACAAAGCACCAAUGUUCAGAAGAAACAGAAACAGGUGGACCACACAGGGUCCGUAGAAUGUGUUAUCCGCCAGACUCUCCUGCUGGUAAGGGAGUGAGGUGGGAGUGGGCCGGAGAUUCGCCUGGAGAAUGGCACACCUACGACAUGGAGGUGCAGUCACUCAUAGAAGCUGCUUGGGCCAAGGGUGACCAGACGAUAGAUGUCAGCAAGACUUAUCUAGGGUUUCCCUACAUCAUCAACUUCUGUAACCUCACCCAAGUACGCAACAACACAGGGUUCGUGAGAAGCAUUAGAAGAGUGCAGCAAGCUCCGUACCCUUUAGUGAAGGUGUCCCCUGAGGAGAUUACUGCGAUCAAAGGUUUGAGGAAUUCUAGCCAAAAUCCACACCAACAGUCACGCAGGGGUGACCAUCAUGAGAAAGGCGUUUCUGGGAACGGCUGCAAAAAACCAAACGGCAAUACAAAUAAUACUCAUUCCACCAUCAAGAAACAAGUGAAGAAAACCAAAAAUGAGAAAGGAGAAGGGCCUAGUAAUAUUGCAAGGACAAUACUAAACAACUUAAAUAUUUUUGGCCACAAAGGAAGUGUGGAGGAGCAGAAGCGCAACACAGGUGUGUUGGACACAGAUUCUAGCAGCACCAAGAGCGGACGACGGCCGAGCGUAGACACCGUGUCUACCUACCUGAGUCACGACAGCGAGAUGCGCACUUCCAGGGCUGACCUGUUGGAUUGCACUGGUAGCAGUGAAGAUGUGUUUGAACCCGGAACUGUUUAUAAGAAGCAAGGUGCAAUAGUUGGAGUGGACGCAGCCAGUGAGGGCAUAUCACAGUACGUGUGCGUAGUACAAGACCAGUGUGAAGGUUUGUGUCCGGUGUGUUUGUGUGAGUUGGACUCUGAUCUGCUGGUUGUUUCACUCACAAGGUGUCAUCAUCGGCUACACCUCGACUGCCUCAACUCCAUGCUCACGAGCCAGCCGAACUCACAUCAGUGGUUAUACAUCCAAUGUCCGGUGUGUAUGACAAUCUAUGGUGAGAAGCGAGGCAACCAACCACCUGGGACGAUGGACACAACACUGUUGCCAACCUCACUACCAGGCUUCCCCGGCACUCACACGAUACAGAUUACAUACCACAUAGUCUCCGGUAUCCAAGGACCAGAGCAUCCCAAUCCAGGUCGGCCGUACUACGCCGUGGGGUUCCCGAGGGUAUGCUACCUGCCGGAUACAGAGAAGGGACGAAGAGUGCUACACCUGCUGAGAGUGGCGUUCCAGCGUAGGCUGACGUUCACCAUUGGACGUUCCGUCACUACUGGCAGAGAGGAUGUCGUCACGUGGAACGACAUUCACCACAAAACUGAGCCUCAUUCCAGGUUUGACCCGGCGUUCCUUGAUAGGUGCUUGGAGGAAUUGGCUGCACAAGGAGUGCUUUGAGAUUUCUAAGUGUUUUAGAACUCAAACUGUUAGGUUGUUUUGUAGAUUCUUUCAACUAUCAUUGAUUCAGGCUCAAGGUUUGAAUGUGACACACCAUGGACCUAACAGAUAGUUGCUGUGCCCUUCCUCGCGAAGGAAUUUUCUCUUCUUUGUGCCCCCAACAAACCAAAAAACCUUAGUCAAAUAUUUACUAAACCAGCCCUAGGUUGGUUUCUGGUUUUAUAGCAAUACAACUAUCAAACUGUACAAUUCCAUGAAAAACUAAAAAUCUAUAUUUUACAUAAGAAAACUGAUUCUUCCAGACAACUAACUGUCUUUUGGCUCUCUCAAUAAAUUUUAAGUUACAGGCGACAUUUUGAAGUGUGCAUCGUUCUAUUAAUAAUGUCCAAUGGCAUUACACGUAUCAAACAAUACAAUUCAAAACAAAAGGAAAAUUUUUAAAAUGAAGUGAUUGUUCUUAUUCAUUGUUGUUACCUUCUCACACAAUUAUAGCUCAUGGGCAACAUUUAAACCUUCGGUGGGGUUUUACCGUACUGUCCAAUAGCAUUACUGGUAUCAAAUAGAGAUGGGGAAUACCUUUACUUUGCAAUAUAAUAGUCAGGUAUGUUCCGUAGCUUUUCAGUAAUAGGUAAAAUAGUACUAUUAUUUUUUACAUCUAAUUAUUUCAUGUCAAGGACUUUUCAGCCGGUUGUUGCUAAUAGGAAGACACGAUCAGUGCUAUUUAAGCUACUCGUUUUAACAUUUCGGAAGACAAUAAAAAUUAUCGUCUUACCAAGGUUUAAUUUUU
Molecule: messenger RNA, 2414 nt
Organism: Macrosteles quadrilineatus (aster leafhopper)
Lineage: Eukaryota; Metazoa; Arthropoda; Insecta; Hemiptera; Cicadellidae
Gene: dx
Product: protein deltex
Exons: 9
Coding region: 26-1627 (533 amino acids)
Biological process (GO): Notch signaling pathway; protein ubiquitination
Cellular component (GO): nucleoplasm
Molecular function (GO): zinc ion binding; ubiquitin protein ligase activity
Source: RefSeq, a predicted model, not a curated record